Ananas comosus (pineapple) is the source of this 973-nucleotide messenger RNA. Its product is annotated as protein LITTLE ZIPPER 3. The record is from RefSeq and is a predicted model, not a curated record. NCBI's taxonomy places the organism in Eukaryota, Viridiplantae, Streptophyta, Magnoliopsida, Poales, Bromeliaceae. The transcript has 2 exons. The coding region runs from base 556 to 786 and encodes 76 amino acids.
AGAGAGAGAGAGAGAGAGAGAGAGAGAGAGAGAGAGAGAGAGAGAGAGAGAGGGGCAUAUAUAAUCACAGCACAACCCACCCUGAGCACUAUAAAUAACCCCUCACACCCCACCACCCGAAAGCGCACAUACGCACUUCUUCUUCCCAUUCUAACAUCAUCUUCUUCGUCGCUUCUAAUCCCUCUAUACGUCUCUCUCUCUCUCUCUCUCUCUCUCUCUCUCUCUCUCUCUCUCUCUCUUCUUGAACUUUCAAGUCCCAGCACCCAAAAGGUGAUCACUCGGGAAAAACCAUGGCUUAUAUUAUAUAUAUAAUAUAUAUCCUAUGGGCCUCCUCUGUUUCUCCUAUUGGUAUAUGUUAUCUCGUUGGUUAGGAUAGUAUGCUUUCUUGUUUAGGAGGACCGGGUCGAUGGUGUACUUCUUCCUCAACUCCUAUGGUGGGAAAAACUGAUGUAAUUUGGUCAUCCUUUUUGGUUACGUAGGGCCUUCCUCUCUAGCUAGUAACCAUACUUACACGUACCUAAUCGAGGGGUACUACUUCCCCUACGAGCAAAAGCCAUGGAGAGGAUCAACUCGAAGCUCUAUUUGCAGAACUGCUACAUAAUGAAGGAGAACGAGAGGCUGCGGAAGAAGGCGCAGCUUCUGAAUCAGGAGAACCAGGCCCUGCUGUCGGAGCUGAAGCAAAGACUGGCCAAGUCGAAUGCUGCUCCAAAUCCUAACCCCGUUCCCGACCUCAAUGCCAGCCCGCCGCCCACACCCAACAUGGCUCCUAAUACCAGCAAGCCCUGAUCCGAUGCCAUGACAAUUGUAUGUGGGGGUGGGUAAAGGGUUCUUUUUUGGGUUGCUUUUGGGUUACAUGUUAUGUUAGCUUUACAAACCUAAUGUAGUGUACUGGGGAUCCAUCGACAGCCUACAGCCUACAGGGCAGUUUCAGUUAUAUAUAAAUAUCAGUAUAUGUUUUGUUUGUUGAAUCUAA